Molecule: messenger RNA, 558 nt
Organism: Ailuropoda melanoleuca (giant panda)
Lineage: Eukaryota; Metazoa; Chordata; Mammalia; Carnivora; Ursidae
Product: phosphate carrier protein, mitochondrial-like
Exons: 1
Biological process (GO): mitochondrial phosphate ion transmembrane transport
Cellular component (GO): mitochondrial inner membrane
Molecular function (GO): phosphate transmembrane transporter activity
Source: RefSeq, a predicted model, not a curated record
AGUGCUGAAUUCUUUGCUGACAUUGCCCUGGCUCCUAUGGAAGCUGCUAAGGUUCGAAUUCAAACCCAGCCAGGUUAUGCCAACACUUUGAGGGAUGCAGCUCCCAAAAUGUAUAAGGAAGAAGGCCUAAAAGCAUUCUACAAGGGGGUUGCUCCUCUCUGGAUGAGACAGAUACCAUACACCAUGAUGAAGUUCGCCUGCUUUGAACGUACUGUUGAAGCACUGUACAAGUUUGUGGUUCCUAAGCCCCGCAGUGAAUGUUCAAAGCCAGAGCAGCUGGUUGUAACAUUUGUAGCAGGUUACAUAGCUGGAGUCUUUUGUGCAAUUGUUUCUCACCCUGCUGAUUCUGUGGUAUCUGUGUUGAAUAAAGAAAAAGGUAGCAGUGCUUCUCUGGUCCUCAAGAGACUUGGAUUUAAAGGUGUAUGGAAGGGACUGUUUGCCCGUAUCAUCAUGAUUGGUACCCUGACUGCACUACAGUGGUUUAUCUAUGACUCCGUGAAGGUCUACUUCAGACUUCCUCGCCCUCCUCCACCCGAGAUGCCAGAGUCUCUGAAGAAG